AUGGGCACCGUCUUCAGCCUAUACCAGCAGUCAUUCCCUCCCAAGCCACGGUGGUCGGUGAAAGAUAUUCCGGACCAAACAGGAAAGGUUGUCCUCAUCACAGGAGGCAACACGGGACUAGGGCUCGAGACGGCAAAAGCUCUCGUCGCAAAGAACGCGAAGGUCUACAUCACGAGCCGGGAUGAACAGCGUGGGUCAGACGCGAUAGAUGAGCUGAAGCGGACGUCAAACAAUGCGGAGGUGUUUUUGAUUCAGUGUGAUCUCUCUGACCUUCGGUCAGUCAAGGCGGCGGCGGAGAACUUCCUCAGCAAAGAGACGCAGCUCCACAUACUGUUCAACAAUGCACCUGCAAUUCGGGUGAACGUGAUCGGCCACUACUACCUCACCAAACUGCUCCUGCCAGCCAUGCUCGCGACGGUGUCCAAUGAGACAGGCGGCAAGGCGCGCGUCGUGAAUACGAGCUCGUCAGCAAUGCUGCUGGCGCCCUCUGGAGGUAUCAACUACGACACGCUCGUCGAUGGACCCGCGCGACGGAAGUUCGAUAACGUCAAGCUGUAUCAACAGGCCAAGGCGGGUACUGUGAUAUUCUCUACUGAGCUCGCGAGACGUUACGGCGACCGUGGGAUAGUGUCGAUAUCGUUGAAUCCUGGUAAUAUCCGCACUGGUAUCCAACGUUACGUUGUUGGCCUUCAGGCGAAAAUUCUGGUAGGAUAUAAAGAAUAUGGCGAAGUGACACACUGA
Fomitopsis serialis is the source of this 741-nucleotide messenger RNA. RefSeq lists its product as uncharacterized. Bases 1 to 741 code for a protein of 246 amino acids. The transcript is spliced from 7 exons. Lineage: Eukaryota; Fungi; Basidiomycota; Agaricomycetes; Polyporales; Fomitopsidaceae. The record is from RefSeq and is a predicted model, not a curated record.